CAAGGCUCAGCCACGUUCAGGAUUCUUAGGGCCGUAUCGUUGACAUCCCUUCGAGUAAUGUCGCGAGCACGCGUCCUUCACGAUCACUGCGAUCAUGUGCGAGAGGUGAUAGUCGGGGAACUUAUCAAAUCCUCACUUCUUCUUCCUCCUCUACAACGACGAUCCCAUAGAACCUUGUCGCGAAG
Acaulospora morrowiae is the source of this 185-nucleotide messenger RNA. Lineage: Eukaryota; Fungi; Glomeromycota; Glomeromycetes; Diversisporales; Acaulosporaceae. The record is from the annotation of a GenBank genome assembly.